AUGACUAAAGAAGUUGAAGAAUUAAUUCGUACACCUGAAGAACACGAACGUCAAAUCAAUGAGAUCGAAAAUGCUCCUGAUGAAGAAACUAGGGAAGAACUAAAGACACGGUACGGGAUAAAAGAAAGAUGUAUACUUAAUGAAUUGAACGGUUUUGAAUACACAGAAUCCUGUCCGCCAGAUGUUACUCACGAUGAUCCCUUAGGAAUUUGCAUUGUGACGAUUCGUGCAUUUUUGAGAGAACUGUGCAUAAAUUUAGAAUUGAUUCCUGUUGAUGAGUUAAAUAAUCGAAUUAGAGAUUUUGAUUAUGGUUACUCCGAAAAAUCAGCAAAACCAUCAAAAAUUACUCGAGAACAAUUAUUAGAUAAAAGUGCAGGAUUUAAGCAAACGGCUGCGCAGAUGAUGCAGUUAACGUUCAUGCUUCCGCUGAUUGUGAUGGAUUUAGUUCAAAUGGAAUGGUUACCGAUGAGAAAUUACCUAUUGAUUCUUGAAAUUAUUCUAAUUUCGCAUGCCGACAAAAUUCCAACUUCAUCUUUAGGAUAUUUGGAUUUAAUAAUUGCGGAAUAUUUGGAAACUUUUCAAAUCACCUAUAAUGAUACACUUACUCCUAAACAACAUUUUUUGCAACAUCGUUGUAGAGAGAUUGCCAAACAUGGACCACUAAAUGAGUUUAAGACAAAUAGAAUGGAAGGCAAGCAGCAGUUCUUUAAAAGAAUAUCGCAAGACUAUAGAACUUUCAAAAAUUUAGCAUUGUUUCUUGCUCACCGACAACAUCAGUUAAAUCAAAGCGCAAUACUGACUGAUCCUAUUGAAAAUGAAGUACAAACAGGACCUUUGAAGCAAACUGAUUUGCUAAGACAACCAUUCAGAAGAUUAUUUCCUCAGGAAGAUUUCCUUACGACAACAAGUUGGGUAAAAAUAAAUGGUGUUCAAUACACUGCAUCAAAGUGCUUCAUUGCAGUCUCCUAUACGGAAAAUUUACUACAGUUCAGAGCAGUGCAAAGCAUUAUAUGGCAAAAUGAGGAACCGAUUUUUGUUUGUCAAAAAGUAAAAACUUUGGAACUCAAUUUAGCGGUAAUGGCCUACGAAAUAGAGAUGUUAAAUGAUUUUGAAAAUCAUUCAUUCGAAGAUCUUUUUUCAUACGAAGCAUUUCAUGCACACCGACGAGGAGAACAGACCUUCAUUAUAAUGAAAAAAGCCCUAGGUCCUUUAUAUUAA
Leptopilina boulardi is the source of this 1218-nucleotide messenger RNA. RefSeq lists its product as uncharacterized. The record is from RefSeq and is a predicted model, not a curated record. Bases 1 to 1218 code for a protein of 405 amino acids. NCBI's taxonomy places the organism in Eukaryota, Metazoa, Arthropoda, Insecta, Hymenoptera, Figitidae. The transcript has a single exon.